AUGCCACACACAGUCACCGUUACACGAUUGAAAGUCAACCACCUGAAAUUCAGUCGACAAGACUUUCAAAGAGAAUUCAAAAAUGACAUGGUGGCAGCUUUCGGUGAAUUCGUGGGCACAUUCACUUUCAUGCUCCUGGGACUUGGAGGCAUCCAAGCGGCUGGUACUUCGAACUCCGCGACACUAGCUCGUGCGGCUACGCAGACUGCCAGUGAGACAAGCAAAGGUGCCAGUGCCAUUAACACUGUGGCUAGCAUUGAGCAAUUAACAUAUAUCUCGGUUUCGAUGGGAUUGAGCUUGCUGUUUUCAGCUUGGAUCUUUUAUCGUGCUACAGGGGCAGCAUUCAAUCCAAACGUCUCAUUUGCCUUGCUUCUGGUUGGAGUCAUUAGUCCUACCAGGUUUUUUUUCUAUGUCAUUUCUCAAUUUGCGGGCGCAAUCACCGCAUGUGGAUUGCUCGAGAUCUUAUUACCCGGGCCUCUGGCAGUAACCCCAGCACUAGGAGCGGACACAAACUUAGCACAAGGUGUCUUCAUUGAAUGCUUCAUCACAUGCGCUUUGAUUUUAUCCGUGCUGUUUUUGGCAGUCGAGAAGCAUCGUGCUACGUUUUUGGCACCGCUUGGUAUUGGAAUUACCCUUUUUGCUGGACAUCUUUUUGCCGUUGUUUACACUGGAGCUGCUACGAACACAGCUAGGGCUUUCGGACCAUCUGUCAUUACGGGAUUUGGAGACGAUCAUUGGGUGUUCUGGGUUGGUCCGACGCUCGGAGCUUUCUUAGCUGUCACAAUUUAUACGCUGAUGAAACGGUUCAAAUACUGGCGAUUGAAUCUUGAACAAGAUACCGACAAAGGCAGCAAAUCCCCCGACUUAUUUUUCCAAGAAAAAAUCGAAGCCAACACCGACAAAAACAACAAUCCUCAAAGGCUGCUACCCAGUCUCGGCCAAAUUACCGAUCUUCUUAGGGGCAAUGGAAGCACUGAGGAAGCUCAUCAGGCCGGCGAAUCUAGCAAUCACCCGUCACAACCUACUGGCUCUCACAUUGUUUGA
Molecule: messenger RNA, 1044 nt
Organism: Puccinia triticina
Lineage: Eukaryota; Fungi; Basidiomycota; Pucciniomycetes; Pucciniales; Pucciniaceae
Exons: 8
Coding region: 1-1044 (347 amino acids)
Biological process (GO): transmembrane transport
Cellular component (GO): plasma membrane
Molecular function (GO): water channel activity
Source: RefSeq, a predicted model, not a curated record